Acanthopagrus latus (yellowfin seabream) is the source of this 2417-nucleotide messenger RNA. RefSeq names its product required for meiotic nuclear division 5 homolog B (gene rmnd5b). Gene Ontology annotation, cellular component: GID complex; cytoplasm; nucleus. The transcript has 10 exons. NCBI's taxonomy places the organism in Eukaryota, Metazoa, Chordata, Actinopteri, Spariformes, Sparidae. Gene Ontology annotation, biological process: proteasome-mediated ubiquitin-dependent protein catabolic process. Gene Ontology annotation, molecular function: protein binding; ubiquitin protein ligase activity. Bases 335 to 1510 code for a protein of 391 amino acids. The record is from RefSeq and is a predicted model, not a curated record.
AAAAUGUUGUUCAUAUGCAUCAUAUGCAAAAUGGCAAUGAUCAGUAUCCUAACUGUGCCACCAUUUAAUAGAUGAACUGCGACAAUUUAGAAACACUCUUUUGCAAGAGGGAAAUCUGAUUCGAAUGAGAUUCCCGAGACUGUUCUUCAAUGUCACAGAGAAGCCGACUUUUAUUGUGAAGUGUCCAGUUAACGCAGAAUGCGACACAGGAAGCUCCGCAUUACGACUGCUGGUGAAGUGUUGCCAUAACAGGCAAGUGGCUAACGCUAAUGUCGGCUAACUAAUUAGCAGGAGAGGUGUUUUUGUUGUGUGUGUGAGUGUUCCAGUCUGAAUCAUGGAACAGUGUGCUUGUGUUGAGCGGGAGCUGGAGAAAGUGCUCCAUCGCUUUGUAAUGUACGGCCACCAGUCUGAGGAGAGGCUAGAUGAGCUCCUGCGCAGUGUCUGUGAGAUACGAGGACAACUAGUUGCCUUUGGAGUACAAGAUGCAGACUUAUCAGUCCUAUCUCAGACCAUGGCACAGUGUUGUAAGAAUAUCAAAGAAACAGUGCAGAUGCUGGCCUCCCGACAUAAGGACAUCCAUGGCAGUGUGUCAAAAGUGGGCAAAGCCAUUGACAGGAAUUUUGAUGCAGAGAUCAGUGCUGUGGUGGCAGAGACGGUGUGGGACACCCCAGAAAGACAGAAAUACCUGAGUGAGACAAUUGUGGAGCACCUGUACAGACAAGGGAUGCUCAGUGUAGCAGAGGAUCUGUGUCAGGAGUCUGGUGUAGUUAUAGAUAUGAGUAUGAAGCAGCCGUUCCUGGAGCUGAACAGAAUCCUCGAAGCUUUGAGGAUGCAGGACCUCCGGCCAGCACUAGAGUGGGCUGUAACGAAUCGGCAGCGCCUUUUGGACCUGAACAGCAGUCUAGAAUUCAAGUUGCACCGCUUGUACUUCAUCAGCCUGCUCAGUGGGGGAAUCGGCAACCAAAUGGAGGCCCUGCAGUAUGCCAGGCACUUCCAGCCCUUCGCCUCUCAGCACCAGAGAGAUAUUCAGAUCCUGAUGGGCAGUCUUGUGUACCUGCGUCACGGCAUUGAGAACUCUCCAUACCGCAGUCUGCUGGAGACAAAUCAGUGGGCCGAGAUCUGUAACAUCUUCACCAGGGAUGCCUGUGCUUUACUGGGCCUCUCUGUAGAAUCACCACUCAGUGUUAGUUUUGCUUCAGGCUGUAUGGCCCUGCCGGUGUUGAUGAACAUCAAACAGGUGAUCGAGCAGAGGCAAUGCAGCGGAGUCUGGACGCACAAGGAUGAGCUGCCUAUUGAAAUCGACCUUGGGAAGAAGUGCUGGUACCACUCUGUGUUCGCCUGCCCAAUACUCAGGCAGCAGACGUCAGAGAGCAACCCACCCAUGAAGCUCAUCUGUGGCCACGUCAUCUCUAGAGAUGCCCUCAACAAACUGACUAACGCUGGGAAGUUGAAAUGUCCGUACUGCCCCAUGGAGCAGAAUCCGUCACAUGCCAAGCAGAUCUAUUUUUGAUACCGCACACUCUCCUCAUGAGUAAGGAUGAAGUUCCCUGGAGCUCUUUGCGUUUCCAGGACCAUUUUGCUCCGGCCCUUUUUCCUCUGUCCCUGGCCUCUUGGCAUUAAGGUUUUAUCCCAGUGCUCCUCUGGACAGCCUUGGCCAUCCUGCAACCCACCAUGGACCCUCCAACUUUUGCCUAGUAUACAGAGUCCAGCGAGGAUGGUCCUACUACAACCUGCGGUAGAUUGAGGAGUCUGUCAGUAAAUGAGAACAUCCUCACGAAGAAGCACCUCUGAAAAAGGAUCAUUCAUUGAAAACUCAUUUGCAAAUGCCUGCAGAGUUAUAGGCUUAUCUUUUUAAAGUAUGUAAUACUUUAUAGUGUUUUGUUUUCUUGGCUUUAUCGACUGUUUGAGUUGGACGACUGCUUCUUUUUUUUCUUUUUCCCUUUUUUUGUGACAGAAGCAGCUGAAUGAUUAUGAAUGUGUGAGCGUGGGUAAAUGGUAUAUAGAUAGACACUUUCUGAUUUCAGGAUUGGUAAUAAACUUCUAUUAUACAUGAGGAAAAACCACAGAGUAACAAACUGUGUUAAAGGUUUAUUAUUCACUGGUGAAGGGAACUGUGGAGGUCUAUCUCACAUUGAACUCUAGACUGCGACCCCAUUUCUCCUCCAUAAUGUAAUUAAGGCCUUGCGUAGCUUGAAAGUCACUGUCGGCUGAUGUGUGCGUUUGAUCAGUAGAACAAUUAACUCAUCAACUGGUGGGUGGAACAGCUUUUUUGUUUUAUUAUUUUUUUUCUUUUCUUUUGUGACUUACUGCACCAGCAAGAUUUUCCUCAUUGUAGAAGCCAUUUGUCUUGUUCUAUGUAUGUAUUUAACAAACAAUGACAAAAAGGAAACAAAAAAUAUAUACUACUGUGAAAUGUG